ACAUUACAUACUCAUUAAAAGGUAAAAAAACAUUUGGCCACAGCAAGUAUGCAUGGGGAUAUACAAUAAAUGGCACCAUCAUACAUUACUGGCACAACCACUCUGGAAAACCGUUUGGCAGUUUCUUAAACAGUUAAACACACAAUGACAAACUAAUCUAUAGUGACACAGAUGAUGGCAUAUCGCAAUUGCCACAGAUGGGGAUGGAAAGAGAGGAUGCAAAGGAGCAUAAGAAUACUUUGAGGGGUGAGGGAAAUGCUUGUUAUCUUGAUUGUGGUGAUGGUUCCAUGGGUGUGUAUAUGUAGUUUAGUAUACUUCAAUAAAAUUGCGGAGGAGAGUUAUGACAUCCUAAACUGUAUCUGUUGUUCUUUUAGGAAGCUUAAAGGAAAAAAUACUCAAAUUAUGGUAAUAAGAAUGCACUUGGAGGUCAAGACAUGAGCCAGCUUCGAGCCACAAAGUCUGGACUUACGGUGUGCGCAGUUAUCUGCAUCUUCAUUUUUUUUUAUUUAAGGAAUCCAACUCCUGCAGAACCAGAGGAGGAACCUGUCUAUCCAGAAGUAGUAGAAUGUGGCUUUUACCCAGAUGAACUGUGUUCCGCUUUAUUUGAAGGGAAAGGGGCGGCCCUCCAAAUUGCAAAAUUUUGCAAAAUCCCUCAUAAAUCCAAAAUACAUGCUCAUUUACACACAACAGGAAACUGUUCCAGGAUUUCUCACGGGCUCCAUUUCAUAACCAGACCCCUGUCUGCAGAAGAGGGCAAUUUCUCUUUGGCAUAUAUUAUAACUAUUCAUAAGGAGCUGGCCAUGUUUGUACAGCUUCUCAGAGCUAUUUAUGUACCUCAAAAUGUUUAUUGUAUUCAUGUUGAUGAAAAGGCCCCAAAGAAGUUUAAGACUGCUGUGCAAACCUUGGUUAACUGUUUUGAAAACGUUUUUAUAUCAUCCAAGAGAGAGAAGGUGGCUUAUGCUGGCUUUACAAGACUACAGGCAGAUAUUAAUUGUAUGAAAGAUCUAGUGCAUUCCAAAUUUCAAUGGAACUAUGUCAUUAAUCUUUGUGGACAGGAUUUUCCCAUCAAAACCAACAAAGAAAUCAUACACUACAUCAGAAGCAAAUGGAAUGAUAAAAAUAUCACUCCUGGAGUAAUCCAACCACCACAUAUUAAAUCCAAGACAAGUCAAAGUCAUCUCAAAUCCAUUCCUGAAGGACACACCUACGCAUCUCCAAAUAACAGAUUCAAAGAUAAACCACCCCAUAACUUAACUAUUUAUUUUGGAAGUGCUUACUAUGUACUUACGAGAAAGUUUGUAGAGUUCAUACUGACUGAUAUCCGUGCAAAAGACAUGCUCCAGUGGUCCAAAGACAUCCACAGCCCAGAGCAACACUACUGGGUGACCCUGAACCGACUAAAAGAUGCUCCAGGUGCUACACCAAACGCUGGCUGGGAAGGAGAUGUUCGAGCUAUUAAAUGGAAAAGUGAGGAAGGAAAUGCUCAUGAUGGAUGUAAAGGCCACUACGUCGAAGACAUCUGCGUAUACGGACCAGGAGACCUGCCGUGGCUCAUUCAGUCGCCUUCUCUGUUUGCCAACAAAUUCGAACUCUCGACAGACCCACUUGUGGUUACCUGCUUAGAGCGGUGGCACAGACGUCAGGCGCUCAGGCAGGCAGAAGUUCCUAUAGAGCCACACUGGCAUUUCCAACAGCAGAGUCAUUUCAGUAUGAGACUGCACCGCUAGGGAGUGUCUGCGUUCUUACUUGUUGACUUGAAACAGGAGAAGGUCGAACCAAAGAAAGUGGGAAAAUCAUUCCUAGAUACAAAUUAUUCCUUAAAUGAAUACAGAAGCAUGCUGUUGACAAGGCUUUACUAUUGAUUACAGGCCACUUUUACAGCUGUGGGAAAGAAAUCACAAGACAAAAAACUCAGGCCACCACUGGUGACACAGCAACGCAC
Messenger RNA from Sapajus apella (tufted capuchin), 1942 nucleotides. Its product is annotated as beta-1,3-galactosyl-O-glycosyl-glycoprotein beta-1,6-N-acetylglucosaminyltransferase 7. Lineage: Eukaryota; Metazoa; Chordata; Mammalia; Primates; Cebidae. The record is from RefSeq and is a predicted model, not a curated record. Bases 435 to 1727 code for a protein of 430 amino acids. The transcript has 3 exons. Gene Ontology annotation, cellular component: membrane. Gene Ontology annotation, molecular function: acetylglucosaminyltransferase activity.